This is a messenger RNA of Peromyscus eremicus (cactus mouse), 2195 nucleotides long. RefSeq names its product ligand of numb-protein X 1 (gene Lnx1). Lineage: Eukaryota; Metazoa; Chordata; Mammalia; Rodentia; Cricetidae. Bases 86 to 1798 code for a protein of 570 amino acids. The record is from RefSeq and is a predicted model, not a curated record. Gene Ontology annotation, cellular component: cytoplasm. Gene Ontology annotation, molecular function: ubiquitin-protein transferase activity; protein binding. The transcript has 9 exons. Gene Ontology annotation, biological process: ubiquitin-dependent protein catabolic process.
AGGUGCCUCCCACUACGGCCUGACCAAGGACCGGAAAAGGCGCUCGCAAGACGGCUGCACCGAUGGCUAUGCCAGCCUCACAGCAAUGCCACGCUCCCCAGAAGUUUCUGCAGCCGCCACCAUCUCUUUAAUGACCGACGAGCCUGGCCUAGACAACCCUGCCUACGUGUCCACAGCAGAGGAUGGCGAGCCAGUAACCAGCCCCUCAGACUCUGGCCGGAGCAACCGAACUAGGGCGCGGCCCUUUGAGCGCUCCACUAUGAGAAGCCGAUCUUUCAAAAAGAUUAACAGAGCUCUGAGUGUUCUUCGAAGGACAAAGAGCGGGAGUACCGUUGCCAACCACGCUGACCAGGGCAGGGAGAACUCUGAGAAUGCCACUGUCCCUGAAGUCUUCCCAAGGUUGUACCACCUGAUUCCAGAUGGGGAAAUUACAAGCAUCAAAAUCAACAGAGUGGAUCCCAAUGAAAGCCUCUCCAUUAGGCUUGUGGGAGGCAGUGAAACCCCGUUGGUCCACAUCAUCAUCCAGCAUAUUUACCGUGAUGGAGUGAUUGCCAGAGAUGGGCGGCUGCUGCCAGGAGACAUCAUUCUCAAGGUUAAUGGAAUGGACAUCAGCAACGUCCCUCAUAACUAUGCCCUGCGGCUCCUGCGGCAACCCUGCCAGGUGCUGCGGCUCACCGUACUUCGUGAGCAGAAGUUCCGGAGCAGAGGCAACGGACAGGCACUGGACUCCUAUGGACCUCGGGACGACAGCUUCCAUGUAAUUCUCCACAAAAGCAGCCCUGAGGAGCAGCUCGGCAUAAAGCUGGUGCGCAGGGUGGAUGAACCUGGGGUAUUCAUCUUCAACGUGCUGAACGGUGGUGUCGCCGACCGACACGGCCAGCUGGAGGAGAAUGAUCGUGUGCUGGCCAUCAAUGGACAUGACCUUCGAUUUGGCAGUCCAGAAAGCGCAGCUCAUCUGAUUCAGGCCAGCGAAGGACGUGUUCAUCUCGUCGUGUCCCGCCAGGUUCGACAUCCCAGCCCAGACAUCUUCCAAGAAGCUGGCCAGAUCAGCAAUGGCCAGUGGUCCCCAGGCCCAGGGGAGAGGACCGUGGCUUCUAAGCCCCUCCAGCCUGCAGCCACUUGUCACGAGAAGGUUGUUAGUGUCCGCAAAGACCCCAGCGAAUCUCUCGGCAUGACCGUUGGAGGGGGAGCGUCCCACGGGGAAUGGGACUUGCCCAUCUAUGUCAUCAGUGUUGAGCCUGGAGGAGUCAUAAGCAGAGAUGGAAGAAUAAAAACAGGUGACAUUUUAUUGAAUGUGAAUGGGAUUGAGCUCACAGAGGUCAGCCGGACAGAGGCCGUUGCCAUAUUGAAGAGCACAUCUUCCUCAGUGGUACUCAAAGCCUUGGAAGUCAAGGAACAGGAGCCCCAGGAAGACUGCAGCCCAGCAGCCCUGGACUCCAACCACAACGUGACCCCGCCUGGUGACUGGUCCCCAUCCUGGGUCAUGUGGCUGGAAUUACCACAGUACUUAUCUAACUGUAAAGACGUGACACUCAGGAGGAACACAGCAGGAAGUCUGGGCUUCUGCAUUGUAGGAGGUUAUGAAGAAUACAAUGGGAACAAACCUUUUUUUAUCAAAUCCAUUGUCGAAGGAACACCAGCAUACAACGAUGGAAGAAUUAGAUGUGGUGACAUUCUUCUCGCUGUCAACGGUAGGAGUACGUCCGGCAUGAUACACGCUUGCUUGGCAAGGAUGCUCAAGGAACUGAAAGGGAGGAUCACUCUCACUAUUGCUUCCUGGCCUGGUACUUUUUUAUAAAAUCCAUGAUGGAUCUUCAAAAGCAGAAAAAAGAUCAGAUAGGCUAGGUAAAACUGUAUUUAUCUUGUCAAUUUUUAUAUUUAAAGAAUAUAUUGUAAAAAAUGCCAGGAAAAGUAUGAUAUUGUGAAAAGAAGCUACACCUCAGAGAAUGUUUUCAAAAAUAAAAACUGGUAAGUUUUUAUUUAGUGUGGAGGAUUUCUCAUCACUCCAAACCUUUAAGUUUAUAUUUUUCUAUUCAAUAAAAAGCCCAUAAAAAAAAAUCUAAAAUGGUUUGUAUGACACAAUUCAAAUCAAGUAAAAAUAUGGUGUACGUGGAGUUCAAGAAAGAGUACAAUACAGGCAUUGAAAUUUAAUGGCAGAGGAUUUAAAAUGAGAAAUAAAUCUUUUCUAAAUGAUA